Messenger RNA from Physeter macrocephalus (sperm whale), 2602 nucleotides. RefSeq names its product solute carrier family 25 member 44 (gene SLC25A44). The record is from RefSeq and is a predicted model, not a curated record. The transcript has 10 exons. Gene Ontology annotation, molecular function: branched-chain amino acid transmembrane transporter activity. Lineage: Eukaryota; Metazoa; Chordata; Mammalia; Artiodactyla; Physeteridae. Bases 745 to 2142 code for a protein of 465 amino acids. Gene Ontology annotation, cellular component: mitochondrion; MIS12/MIND type complex. Gene Ontology annotation, biological process: branched-chain amino acid transport; transmembrane transport; branched-chain amino acid catabolic process.
CCCGGUCGAGAUGGAGGAAGAUGCCACCGGAGGCCAUCAGUUGCCAGAAACAGAGGAUAGAGUGGGAGCUGCGGCCUAGAGGUCCGAGCUUGGAGUUCACCUCAGACGGGGCGGAACCGCCCUGAUGUGAGAAGGACAUCCUGGGUCAUCUGUUGGGUCUCCAUAUGAAGCACUUUAACCUUUGUGUCUAAGCUGUGUUAAAAGAUGGGGGAAAAUUCAGAAUUGGAGCCAUGCACACAAAUAAGGAUCUGGGAAAGAGCCAUAAAGAAGCUGGGCUGAUUGAAUUGGAAGAAAGGAAGGCUGAAGGAAGUGAGCAUACAGUGGAAAUGGACACAUAACCUUGGGACCCUGGAUGCCAAACACCCUGUUUGUCAGUGAUACAGUGACCCCCUUCUCUUGAAGGGCCUUAAAGGAGAAGAUUGCUGCACUGGACUUGAUGGGUGUCCUGGGCUGAGGCUGGAGGAAGGGCCACUUUUGCCCACAGCAAGUGGCACAUCAGUGUUCCAGGGGUUCUCCUCCUAGAACCCCAUCUCUAGCUCAUUUCCCAUGGCCUAGAUUCUGUGUUCUGGUCCAACCAGUUGUUUCAAGCCAUUGUUUUCUCCCUUUUCACUGUCCACAUGUAUUCCUCCAUUCAAGCUGCUUUGUCCUCCUCCAGGAAGCCUGUCUUGGUUACAUGUGCCUCACCCAUGCCUCACCUUGAAGCUGAGGUUUUCCCUCAGUUUGCACUGCAGGUCUCCAGGCACAAUGGAGGACAAACGUAACAUCCAGAUCAUCGAGUGGGAACACCUGGACAAGAAGAAGUUCUACGUGUUUGGUGUGGCAAUGACAAUGAUGAUCCGUGUCAGCGUCUACCCAUUCACCCUCAUCCGUACUCGCUUGCAGGUUCAGAAAGGCAAGAGCCUCUACCAUGGGACCUUUGAUGCCUUCAUCAAGAUCCUACGGGCAGAUGGUGUGACUGGCCUCUACCGGGGGUUCCUGGUCAACACCUUCACCCUCAUAUCUGGCCAGUGCUAUGUUACCACUUAUGAGCUCACCCGGAAGUUUGUAGCUGACUACAGCCAGAGCAACACAGUCAAAUCACUGGUGGCCGGUGGCUCGGCCUCUCUCGUGGCUCAGAGCAUCACGGUGCCCAUUGAUGUGGUCUCCCAACACCUGAUGAUGCAGCGCAAGGGUGAGAAAAUGGGCCGCUUCCAAGUGCGAGGGAAUCCAGAGGGACAAGGGGUAGUUGCCUUUGGCCAAACCAAGGACAUCAUCAGGCAGAUCCUGCGGGCUGAUGGACUUCGUGGCUUCUACCGGGGCUAUGUGGCUUCGCUGCUUACUUACAUCCCAAACAGUGCUGUCUGGUGGCCCUUCUACCACUUCUAUGCAGAGCAGCUCUCGUCCCUCUGCCCUAAGGAGUGCCCUCACAUCGUCUUUCAGGCCAUCUCGGGGCCUCUGGCUGCAGCCACUGCUUCCAUCCUCACCAAUCCCAUGGAUGUCAUCCGAACCCGAGUACAGGUUGAGGGCAAGAACUCCAUCAUCCUGACCUUCCGACAGCUGAUGGCAGAAGAGGGGCCUUGGGGCCUCAUGAAAGGCCUCUCCGCCAGAAUCAUCUCAGCCACGCCCUCAACCAUUGUCAUUGUGGUGGGCUACGAGAGCCUCAAGAAACUCAGCCUCCGACCUGAGCUGGUGGACUCAAGACACUGCUACCAGAGAUUCACUGACUGUUACAAGUGCUUCUACCAGUUGCAGCCUGAGAUGACACAGCGCAUCUAUGACAAGUUUGUAACUCAGUUGCAGACAUCUAUCCAGGAGGAAAUCUCUGAAAUCAAAGCGGAGGGAAACCUGGAAGCUGUCCUGAAUGCGCUGGAUGCGAUUGUGGAAGAAAGCAAGGACUGCAAGGAGCCGGCUUGGCGUCCUAGUGGGAUCCCAGAGAAAGACCUGCGCGGCACUGUGGUGCCCUACUUUCUGCAGCAGCGGGACGCCCUGCAGCGCCGUGUGCAGAAACAGGAGGCCGAGAACAGGCAGCUGGCAGAUGCCGUCCUGGCCGGGCGCAGGCAGGUGGAGGAGCUGCAGCUGCAGGGCCAGGCCCGGCAGCAGGCCUGGAAGGCUCUACACAGAGAACAGAAGGAGCUGGUGGCCGUGCUGAGGGAGCCUGAGUGAGGAGGAGAGGGCCUGGCCCAGGAGCUGAGGGCAGUCAAGGUCAAGGGCCUGUGGUCCAGGAUGCUGGGCCUGAGUGAGCUGCCUCCCAGAACAGUCCCUAAGCAGUGAUGGAAUUUGCCGGAGAAGGAGGCCUCAGCUGUCUCCACUGCCGUUGUGCCUCUGGGGCUCCCUUGGGGUCAAAAACACACACUACCUUCAGAUUCCUCCCUGUUUUCUAACUUUAGGAUUCUUGGCCAGCUCCCACCCUGGGAAUUAGGCACCAUGCUUCCUCUCCUUUAGGUUCAGGCCAACCCCCAACCCUACCCGCAUCACACAUAUCGCCUAUUCCUGAGCCCUCCCUAGGACCUGGCUUGGGGAAUCUGUAUUCAGUUUCCACUGAUUGUCCCCUUGCUGGCCAGCCCGAGGGCCCUUGCCAUGUUCUCCCCACAUCCGCAAAUAAACUUCCUCCACCACACUGUAA